AUGCAGGGCUCGAGUCCUCUUCUGCCGCCCUACAUCAUCCCGGAGACAUGGGGCACACCGACACCGGAGGAAGUGGCUCAGUUCAAGCAGAUGAAGCGAAUCGAGCGAAUCUUCAGCCAGGCGCCCGAAAGUGCUCUCUUCAAAGCGGGCAUGUCCGGCGUCACAGGAGGUGGGUUGGGAGCGUUUCUGUCGUUGGUGUCGGUCUCGUUUGCGUAUGAGGACCCGUUCAGGACGAACCCCAACAUACGGCCAGACAUGUCGACGAUGAAGAAGACGGGCGUCAUGUUUGCCGACAUGGGCAAGGGCAUGUACCGACAAGGCAAGACAUGGGGCAGGAUAGGCUUUCUCUUUGCAGGCGCAGAGUCCAUCGUCGAAGGCUAUCGGGCCAAGCACGAUCCUUGGAACCCUUUCUUCGGGGGGCUCAUCACGGGCAGCAUCAUCUCUCGCAAGAGCGGCUUGAGAGCAGCCUCUCUGAGCGGGUUAGGAUUCGGCCUGUUCGGUGCAGCCAUAGAGCAUUUCUUCAUCGAACGAGAGAAACCAGACGACCCAUAG
Molecule: messenger RNA, 552 nt
Organism: Mixia osmundae IAM 14324
Lineage: Eukaryota; Fungi; Basidiomycota; Mixiomycetes; Mixiales; Mixiaceae
Exons: 3
Coding region: 1-552 (183 amino acids)
Biological process (GO): protein insertion into mitochondrial inner membrane
Cellular component (GO): TIM22 mitochondrial import inner membrane insertion complex
Molecular function (GO): transmembrane protein transporter activity
Source: RefSeq, a predicted model, not a curated record